CCUGCACUCACAGCUGCACUACGGCACUCCAUUCACAAGGAAGCCAAGGAAUCCUCCUGAAUUUCACUGGAGCCUUUUCAUGUCUUCAGAAGUAGAAAGCAAAAUAGUUUUUGUAGAAAAGAAGGGGGAUAAAUACUGGAAUUGUGCAGAGAGAGAGAGGGGGUGAGAGUGGACACAGCGCAGAAGAGAUCGCAUGGAAAUGAACAGGGAAGUAUCGUUUGUUUCUUCUGCAAAUCUUCUAUUAAUUCAACUUGAAAGCUGUCACCCCAAGCUGUAAGGUUUAGAGACGGCUGCUGCAGACAUGAGCCAUUCCACAGUGUCUGUCCUGCUGCUACUGGGAAUCUCCUCUGUGCCCACUGCUGCUUUUCCUUCCAAAAAAAAACACAUUCUUCUUUCAAAACUUUUUUUUUUUCCCUCGAUCACCACCGGCAGAGGAAAUCCCUUCCUCCCCCCCUCUCGCUCUCUUUCACUUGCACUCUCUCUCUCUCUCUCUCUCUCUCUCUCUUACUAUUAUUUGGAAGAUUUUCAAAAAAAAGUGGAAGUGGAUUUUGAUUGGGAAAAAUCUCGUGUCUGAAUGUUUACAAGCACCGCGUGUGCACUGCCUCCUGCCAACAACUGAGCACAGGAAAAGCAACAUCAUCUCCAGGAAAAAAAGAAACACACACACACUGUCACUCUCACACUCUCACAAACACUCUCUCACACUGUCACACACUGUCACUCUCACACACACACACACAAAAAGCUCUGAAGAGGCAGCUCAGUCGUGAAACAAUUCAACGUGUCUGUCACUUUGUGACUCACAAAAAGGUUGGAGAGGGUUCUCGAAGCAAGUUGGGGUGCGGAGCACUUAUUCGCCGUUUCGUGUAAAAAAAUAACAACGUGUGAACAUGAAGGGCAGAAUGAUCUCGAUCAGAUGUGAAAAGGUUCCAGACUGAUUCAUGUCAUCUAUAUAUCCACAUUGUCAUUCAUGGAUUGUGGAUUAAACAUCUGCUUAUUUACAUUUUUUUCGUGUUGUCACUAAUCAUGGAUUCCCCAUGGUGCAUUUCCCUCACUCCAUAAACCUAUUUGACCCCUUCAGCUGACCCUGUGGAAGCCAUUCUCACAGACGAAGAACCAGACCUCAGCACAUUGGGCGCUGGAGAAGGGGACCAUGAUCUCCUUACUUGUGGCCAGUGUCAGAUGAACUUCCCAUUGGGGGACAUUCUUAAUUUUAUUGAGCACAAACGGAAACAAUGCAAUGGCAGCCUUUGCUUAGAGAAGCCUGGGGAUAAGCCACCCUCUCCCACACCAAGUGAACUCAAGAAAUCAGCCAAUCCUGUGGAAGUUGGUAUCCAGGUCACGCCGGAGGAUGAAGAUUGUUUGUCAACGUCGUCCAGAGGAAUUUGUCCAAAACAGGAAAAUGCAGCAGAUAAAGAUGAGCCCAGCAGCUACACCUGUACAACGUGUAAACAGCCAUUCUGUAGUGCCUGGUUUCUCUUGCAACAUGCCCAGAACAGCCAUGGCUUCAGAAUCUACCUGGAAAGUGAACAUGGCAGCCCACUUACACCCAGGGUAGGCAUUCCAUCAGGACUGGGUGCAGAAUGUCCUUCACAACCACCACUCCAUGGGAUUCAUAUUGCAGACAAUAUUCCCUUUAACCUACUGAGAAUCCCUGGAUCUGUGUCAAGAGAGGCGUCUGGUCUUACAGAGGGUCGUUUCCCACCAACACCCCCUUUAUUUAGCCCCCCUCCAAGGCAUCAUUUGGAUCCUCACCGUAUAGAACGAUUAGGUGCAGAAGAAAUGGCCCUUGCAACACAUCACCCGAGUGCCUUUGACAGGGUGCUGCGACUUAACUCCCUGGCAAUGGAGCCACCAGCUAUGGAUUUUUCCAGGAGACUUAGAGAAUUAGCUGGAAACACUUCCAGUCCUCCUUUGUCACCAAAUCGGCCCAGCCCUAUGCAAAGGUUAAUGCAGCCAUUCCCGUCAGGCAACAAAUCACCAUUUUUGGCAACACCGCCUCUUGAGUCAGUUCCUCCUCCUUCUCAACCUCCUGCCAAAUCCAAGUCCUGUGAGUUUUGUGGAAAAACAUUUAAAUUUCAGAGCAAUCUAGUAGUACAUCGCAGAAGUCACACUGGAGAAAAACCAUACAAAUGCCACCUGUGUGAUCAUGCGUGUACGCAAGCCAGUAAACUGAAACGACAUAUGAAAACACACAUUCAUAAAUCUUCCCCUAUGACCAUUAAAUCAGAUGAUGGUCUUUCCACCGCCAGUUCUCCUGAACCAGGAACCAGUGACUUACUGGGCAGUGCAAGUAGUGUUCUAAAGUCUGUGGUAGCCAAAUUUAAAAGUGAAAAUGAUGCAAAUAUGAUUCCUGUGAAUGGCGACGAAGAAGAAGAGGAGGAUGAGGAGGAGGAAGAAGAAGAGGAGGAGGAAGAGGAGGAGGAAGAAGAAGAGGAGGAAGACUUGACAGAAACAGACAGUAGGCCUGAUUAUAGUUUUGGCCUUAACCUCGAGGCAGCUCGUCACCAUGAAAAUAACUCCAGAUCCAUCGAGGAGAGGUCUAUGCCUGAAGUCAUUCAAAGGAUGGGUCUUGGUGGAAUGCAUCAUUUUAGUGAUGCUUUUCAUCAGAUAUUGGUGGAAAAGCAUAAAAGAGGGAAUUUAUCUGAACCAGAAGUGCAAAGGGACACUUGCGAUGAAGAUUCAGUAGCAGGAGAAUCUGAUCAUAUUGAAAGUGGCACAGUCAAUGGGAGGGGGUGUUCACCGGGGGAAUCAAGACGCUUAUCCAAAAAAUUACUUCUUGGAAGCCCAAGCUCUUUUAGUCAUUUUUCUAAACGCAUAAAACUUGAGAAGGAGCUUGAUCUACCUGCGUCAGCUAUGUCUAACACAGAAAAUGUUUACUCCCAAUGGCUUGCUGGCUAUGCCGCUUCGAGGCAGCUAAAAGAUCCAUUCCUAACUUUUGGAGACUCCAGACAAUCGCCUUUUGCCUCCUCCUCAGAACAUUCAUCUGAAAAUGGCAGUUUACGCUUCUCCACACCUCCAGGAGAAAUGGAUGGAGGAAUAUCAGGCCGCAGCGGUACGGGAAGUGGUGGAAGCACUCCUCAUAUUAGCGGCCCAGGGCCUGGAAGGCCCAGUUCAAAAGAGGCCAAGCGCAGUGAUACUUGUGAGUACUGUGGAAAAAUCUUCAAGAACUGUAGUAACCUCACUGUUCACAAGAGAAGCCACACGGGUGAAAGGCCGUAUAAGUGUGAGCUUUGUAACUACGCCUGCGCGCAGAGUAGCAAACUUACCCGGCACAUGAAAACACAUGGUCAGAUGGGAAAGGACGUUUACAAAUGUGAAAUUUGUCAGAUGCCUUUUAGCGUGUACAGUACCCUGGAGAAACACAUGAAAAAAUGGCACAGUGAUCGAGUGUUGAAUAAUGAUAUAAAAACUGAAUAGAGGUAUAUUGAUAACUCCCCCUGUAGAUCUUUUCUAGUCCCUUGUGAUAAAAGAAAUGAAAGCUAAGGAUACAAGACAGUGCUUUUUGUUUUUUACUACUUUCUUUUAUUCUUGUUGUUCUCACCGUUUGAAUGCAUGUUCUUUUUUGGGGCAAUACCCUUGCAUUUUACACAAACUUUGAGCCUUUCUCUUGUGCAAUAAUUUACAUGUUGUGUAUGUUGUUUUUUUUUAAUUUUUAAAUUUUUUUUAUAGACAGCAUGUAUGAUAUGUUAUCGCUAAUUUCAAUUGUCCCUGAGUUAGUUCACAAAGCAGAAUUGUUUUGCUGUUUUCCAGUUCCAUUCAGAGAAGUGACCAUGCUGCACAAUUUGUCUAAUUCAUAUCAUGUACAGUUUUGUUUUGUGCACAGGGAACGGCUUUUCAAACCUCUGGGGACUGGGAAUCCUAGUGCUGCAAAAUGCCAGAGGAGCUUCAUCAUCUUCAUGCUAGGGAUUACCCGUAGGGGUUAGGGAUUACCCGUAGGGGUUAGGGAUUACCCGUAGUGGUUAGGGAUUACCCGUAGGGGUUAGGGAUUACCCGUAGUGGUUAGGGAUUACCCGUAGGGGUUAGGGAUUACCCAUAGGGGUUAGGGAUUACCCGUAGUGGUUAGGGAUUACCCGUACUGGUUAGGGAUUACCCGUCGGGGUUAGAACACAAAAAACCAUGAUAAAAAAGGCCUUGAAGUCAAGAAAAUAAUAAGUGAAUUUGUACUAUCAUUUGGAGAAAAUCAGAGUAUCUGAGUGCCUUCAUUCUAGUUGAAACCAUAUAAAUGGUUCUUCUUAUGUGUCAAUGAGCUUGCAGCUUAAUUCCACAUUAAAAUAAAUAGGACUCCAUGGUAUAAUA
Molecule: messenger RNA, 4299 nt
Organism: Xenopus laevis (African clawed frog)
Lineage: Eukaryota; Metazoa; Chordata; Amphibia; Anura; Pipidae
Gene: bcl11a.S
Product: B-cell lymphoma/leukemia 11A
Exons: 3
Coding region: 1183-3420 (745 amino acids)
Biological process (GO): regulation of transcription by RNA polymerase II; negative regulation of dendrite development
Cellular component (GO): nucleoplasm; nucleus; SWI/SNF complex
Molecular function (GO): RNA polymerase II cis-regulatory region sequence-specific DNA binding; DNA-binding transcription factor activity
Source: RefSeq, a predicted model, not a curated record